CUCUCUCCGGAUUGUACCAUCGAAGGGAUGAAUUUUAACUUGUGCGAUGAAAGCUCGAGAUGAAUACUUCAUCUCUGACCCACUUAAUAUCUCAGGCUCGGUAAGCGGAGCUCUUUCGUGCUCCAGCCCGCUCCUCCGCUGUGCGCUCCCGGUGCGGCGGGAGCUAUUAGCGGCGCGCCUCGCCUCCCAUCUUCCUCCGCCUGGAUCCGACUCCUCUCUCCAUCUCGCCUCCACACAGAGAGGAGCGGAGGGGAAAGGAGCAGCGGCACACACCGAGACAGCGGCGACGGAAACGGACAAAAUAACUCAAUCGCAGUGCUGAGAAAUCAUCAAGGCUUUCCUGUCUGAGAUUCCCACCUGACGGGCCCUGCAGGAGGCGGUGGACCAUCCCCAGGAGAGCAGAGUUCAGCCUGGCCUUUUACUGAUCCCACACUCCUACCGCUCACCUCCGCUUCACCUUUUCAAUAAAGAACCUCCCCCUCACCCAAGGGCCCUGACUCCAGUCUCCCAGCUCUCCCACACCUCCAUCUUCUCAGCUCUCCCUAAUCAGUCCACCACCAAAACUUCCCUGACUCUGGGCCUCCUCCUUCGUCAUCCCUCCCUGCCUCGGUGAGUCUCCCCUGGGGUGCUGAGGCCAUGGCGGUACCUUCAGCCCACGAGUUUCACUGGCAGAGCCUGGCACGACUGCCCAGCGGCCGCGUCUACCACACUCUGACUGAGGUGGGGGGGCAAAUGUACAUGUUAGGGGGCUGCGACGCUGCAGGGAGGCCCUGCCCUGCCCUGGAGCUCUACUCCCCUGAGGGAGACAGGUGGAUGAGCUUGCCUGCCAUGCCCACCCCGCGUGCUGGGGCAGCCGUGGCAGUGCUGGGCAAACAGAUCCUGGUGGUCGGAGGAGUGGGAGAGGACCAGAGCCCUUUGAAGGUGGUGGAGAUAUACAACACAGAGGAAGGGAGGUGGAGGAAGAGGAGCGCUCUGCGGGAGGCCUUGAUGGGUGUAUCCAUCACUGUGAAAGAUGGCCGAGCCCUGGCUGUGGGGGGAAUGGGUGCUGAUCUACUCCCUCGUAGCAUCCUGCAGCAGUAUGACCUUCGAAAGGACGUGUGGGCGCUACUUCCUCCCAUGCCGACCCCACGCUACGAUGCCAACACACAUCUCCUGGGCAACAAGCUCUACGUGGCAGGUGGUCGCCAGUGUAAGCGACCAGUGAAAGCCUUUGAGGUGUACGAUGCAGAGACGCGAUCUUGGACCACUCUACCUGCCAUGCCUUGUAAACGUUCGUACGGGGGCGUGAUAUGGGACACAACUGGGAGGUUGUGUCUGCUCGGAGGACUGCGGCAGGGAGGAGGGCACCAGAGCUCCAAGUUCACCAAGAACGUCAACAUUUUUGACACCAACCAAGGCGCCUGGUUGAAGUCGGAGGAGACGGUGGCGAUGAAAACGAAGAGAGCUGACUUUGCUGCUGCUUUCCUGCGUGGACGGAUGAUAGUCGCAGGAGGACUUGGUCAUGAGCCGUCUGCACUGGACACAGUGGAGGCCUUUCAUCCUCAGAAGAAGAAGUGGGAGAGGUUGGCUCCAAUGACCUUUCCCCGAUGCUCCACCUCCUCCAUUGUCAUCAGAGACCGCCUCCUAGUGGUGGGAGGAGUUAACCAGGUUCCCAGCUCGGCCCAUGAGAUCCUGUAUGUAAAAGAAGAAGAGUAUCUGUAGCCUGUCGUAACUGACACCAGAUGAAUGCAGCAGAUCAACGAUUCCACUUCCUCUUCUCUGUACGACCCUCCUGAUCAGACUGUAGUGCAAUAUAUAGGAAGCAUUUAAGAAUCUCAGAGAGACGGAGUGUGAGCGACAGUCCCCCGACUUUGUGAUGUAAUGUAACAGACAACACUGCCCCCUGCUGGGCCGUGCUGACACUGAGCCACACAUGUAUGCACAAACAUGCACAAUGGAGGAGCUGGCUCUUUCUUUAUACCGACUUAUGUUUCUUGAUACUUUUAGUAUGUGACACUUCUGUGUUGUACGUUGCAGUGCAUACAUGGAGAAGAAACUAUUUUGUAGCGUAUAUGUCUUGUAAUGUAGACAGAAGACCUAUUUUAUUGCAAAUAUGCAUUUCAUGUUUGGUUUUGUGUCUCUGUUCAUGCGUUUAUUAAUGUGAGCUUGCUAGCAAGUGAGCAUAUGUAGAUAGUGUGAUUUCCUUAUAAGUUAUUAAUUCAGUUUGGUGACAUAACUGCAAUAUUUGUAUAUUAUUUAAUAUUACAUAGCAAAAAAAGCCUCACCAGAAAGUGGGUAAUGUUUGGUUAAACUGUACUGUAACAACAUUUGCACUAAAGCAAUUAACAGUGAGUGAGAGUUGAUUUUAUCAUUAAUAAUUUCUGGUGUAAUGUACUGUAAUAAUUACACUGAGAAUGCUGUACUAUCACCCUGUAACAGUGCACAUUUGUGGAUAUGAAAAUAUGAUUUAAUACAUUGCAUAUAUGAAAAGAGACUGUGUUAAAUGACAGUUUGUUGUUUGUUUUAAUACCAGACAGCUGAUUUAGGCAGGGAAAUGGAUUAGAUCGAUUGAACACAUUUUAUUCCUGCAGCAAUACAAGUUUUCUUUACUCAGUGUUUCAUUAGUGCAACAUGUGCUGUGCUGUAAUAAUCAUCAGUUAACACCUCACACAGGCUGUGAUGUUACAGAUUUGUUUUUGUGACUUCAGAGGUAUUAUGUGUGUUGUCAUUGUAGUCAAAGCCAAACUUGUGUCCCUUUGGCUCAGGCUGUUGUGUAACAGGUGACUAAGCUGUGUAAUAUUUCAUUGUGUUCAUUGUGAUUUUAUUUCAUCCUCAUCCAUCAAUUUCUGAUCCGCCUUACACCCAAUCAUGUUGUGUAAUAUUGAGGAUAUGAGUAGUCAC
Messenger RNA from Epinephelus moara (kelp grouper), 2880 nucleotides. It is a transcript of the gene klhdc8a, whose product is annotated as kelch domain containing 8A. The coding region runs from base 637 to 1701 and encodes 354 amino acids. The record is from RefSeq and is a predicted model, not a curated record. The transcript is spliced from 9 exons. Lineage: Eukaryota; Metazoa; Chordata; Actinopteri; Perciformes; Serranidae. Gene Ontology annotation, molecular function: protein binding.